AUGAAUGGCAGCAAUUCCGCCAUAGUGGCCGAGGGAGGGGAGGACUCGGGCCGUCCUCAUGAUGGCCAACACGGCCGGUCAAGUACCGAAAUCAACCGAGAAGCGGAAGAGGAGCGGCUCGAAUCUUCUCUUCCCGAAGAAGAUGAUCUUGAGGAGGACGACCUCGCAGCGCUUGACCAGGUUCGCUCGCGCACACGCAGUCGUCCCGGUUAUGAGACGAUAGAAUGGAAAAUUGAUGACCCCGAGAACCCCAAGAAUUGGUCCCACACUAAAAAGUGUCUCGUCACCGCCCUAACGUCGAUGCUCGUUCUCAACUCGACGAUUGGCUCCGCGUUGCCCAGCCAGGCCAUCCCCUUCAUCGCAGACUAUUUCGGUGUCACCUCCCAGGAGCAACGCGUGCUGCCCAUUUCCAUCUUCCUCGUCGGCUACGUCUUUGGGCCCCUCAUCUGGGGCCCGCUGAGCGAGCACAUUGGCCGGCGCAACCUGACCCUCGUCACCUUUACCAGCUUCACCCUCUUCACUAUGGGCUGCGCGCUCGCGCCGUCGUGGCGCGCUCUGCUCGUACUGCGCUUCUUCACCGGCGUCUUUGCCGCCUCGCCCAUUGCGAUUGUCGCCGGCAUCCUCGCCGACGUCUACGGCGACGCCCGCGAGCGCGGCCGCGCCUUUGGCGUCUUCAUGGUCGUCACCACGCUCGGCCCGCUCGUCAGCCCCAUCAUCUCGGGCUACACCGCCGAGACCAUCGGCUGGCGCUGGGCCUUUUGGGUCAACCUCAUGUACGCCGGCGCCACGCUCGCCUGCGUCCUCUUCCUGCCCGAGACGUACGAGCCCGUACUACUCGAGCGCCGCGCGCGCCGCCUCCGCGCGCAGGACCCAGCCCGCAACAAGGUCGUCGCGCCGCGGGAGCUCGAGGAGACGGACGUGGGCCAGCUUAUUAGUGUCGUCCUCGCCCGCCCGCUACGCAUGCUCUUCACUGAGCCCAUCGUCGCCUGCUGUUGCGCCUACCUCGGCCUCGUUUACGCCGUCUUUUACAUGUCUUUCCAGGCCUACCCCAUCAUCUAUCAACAGCUUUACCACCUCAGCCCCGGAGAAACGGGCCUCACUUACCUCUCCGUCGGCGUCGGCGCCGCCGUGGCCCUCCCCAUCUUUUGGAACUGGGAUGCCGUCCUCGCCCGCGCCCAGGCCCGCGGUGCACUCUGGGUCCGCCGUGAAGAGUAUCGUCGCCUGCCCCUCGCCUGCAUCGGUGGGCCGCUUUUCGUCAUCUCCCUCUUCUGGAUGGGCUGGAGCGCCCGCCCCGGCGUUUCCUUUGUCGUACCCCUGCUCGCCGGCAUCCCCUUUGGCGUCGGCAUGGUCCUCAUCUUCUUCGCCAUCCUCAACUACCUCGUCGAUGCCUACGAGAUAUUUGCCGCGUCCGCCAACGCCGCCUCCUCCACCAGCCGCUCCGUCCUCGCCGUCGUCCUUCCCUUUGCCACCACGCACAUGUUUGAUCGGCUCGGGAUUGCUGGUGCCUGCUCUUUGCUAGGCGGGCUACUCGCCGUCAUGUGUGUCAUUCCCUUCAUCUUCAUCUGGAAAGGCGAGGCCAUUCGCGCCCGCUCCAAGUUUUGCGUCGCCUUGCGCGAGAGACGAGAGAAGUUGGCGCGGAGGGCCGAAGAGCGCCGUCGUCGGCAAGAGAGAGAGGAGAUGCGCGAAAAGGCGAGAAACGAUGCCCAGAGGCAGCGAGCAGCGGAGUCACUGGAAGUUUAG
Molecule: messenger RNA, 1740 nt
Organism: Cordyceps militaris CM01
Lineage: Eukaryota; Fungi; Ascomycota; Sordariomycetes; Hypocreales; Cordycipitaceae
Product: Major facilitator superfamily transporter
Exons: 3
Coding region: 1-1740 (579 amino acids)
Biological process (GO): transmembrane transport
Molecular function (GO): transmembrane transporter activity
Source: RefSeq, a predicted model, not a curated record